Molecule: messenger RNA, 4014 nt
Organism: Myiozetetes cayanensis
Lineage: Eukaryota; Metazoa; Chordata; Aves; Passeriformes; Tyrannidae
Gene: AMN1
Product: antagonist of mitotic exit network 1 homolog
Exons: 7
Coding region: 89-889 (266 amino acids)
Biological process (GO): SCF-dependent proteasomal ubiquitin-dependent protein catabolic process
Cellular component (GO): SCF ubiquitin ligase complex
Molecular function (GO): protein binding
Source: RefSeq, a predicted model, not a curated record
ACCGGCACCGUUGGGUCGGGGCGGUGUCCCCGCAUUCCCCGCUCCCGGCCGCAUUCCCCGCUCCCGGCCGCAUUCCUCGGUCCCGGCCAUGAGCCGCCUCAGCGGCGGCUGGGACGGCGCCGGCGAGGAAGUCCGGCUGCUCCUGGACCUAUGCCUUCAGUGUUUGACAAAGAACCUUUCCAGAUAUGCUGCAGAUAUUAAGUCAUUACCACCCAACAUAAAGGAUAAACUGAUUAAAUUAAUGAGCAGGCAAGGGCAAAUAACUGAUUCAAAUAUCAGUGAGGUACUGCACCCUGCUGUCGAGUCUCUAGACCUCCGAGACUGUGAUAUCUCAGAUAAUGCAUUGCUGCAGCUUUAUAACUGCAAGCAGCUGAAAAAAAUCAACUUGAAUUCUUGCAAGGAAAACAGAUUUGGAAUCACUUCAGAAGGUGUCAUAGCACUGGCCUUAUCCUGCCCUUACCUGCGUGAAGCCUCUUUUAAAAGGUGCUGUGAUAUAACUGACAGUGGAAUUCUUGCUCUGGCACUCAACUGCCAAUUCCUACAAAUAGUGAACUUGGGCAGCUGUUCAGGCAUCAUGGAUGCAUCUCUGCAGGCACUUGGGGAAAACUGCAAGUUUCUUCACAGCGUGGACUUUUCAUCUACUCAGGUAACAGAUGAUGGCGUUGUAGCACUAGUGAGUGGAACAUGUUCAAAGAAUUUAAAGGAGAUCCACAUGGAGCGCUGUGUGAACCUGACUGACGUCGCCGUGGAAGCCGUCCUUAACUGUUGUCCCAAGAUACACAUUUUUCUGUUCCAUGGAUGCCCAUUGAUAACAGAUCGUUCCCGAGAUGUUUUAGAGGAGCUCAUUAUAUCAAACAAAAUCAAGCAGGUCACAUGGACUGUUUACUGAUUAUUUGUCCCAUACAAAUGAGUGUCAAGUUUACAGAUGGGAGAACCCUUUCAGCAAGCAAGCACCUUGGAGAGCCAUCGGGGGACUUUUGCACCACCAGAUUGUGAAUCUCCUGGUUCCCACUGGAGGUCUCUGUUGCUAUUCCAGUCCUUGCCUGUGAGUCUGGGCUUCCCCAUUGUCUCUGCUUGGAGCCCUGUCUGUCUUUGCAUCGCUGAUGAUACUUUGUUAAGAGGAAAGUUAAACUGUAAUUAACACCACACUGAGCCAUAGCUCAGCCUCCUCGAAGUGUCAGACUUGGCUGCUCCUUGGCGUCCUUCAGCAACUCAGCUACAUGUACAGAUCCACUUUAAGUAACUGAGUUUGUAGGCUUGGCAAGGUACUUUCAACUAAAAGUACCAAACGAAAACAUAGCACUGACACUCACACAGAAGUGUCUGUAAAGUUGGGAGUUAAAUCUGACAAAAGUCAACAGACAGAACAGGUGAAUGGAGGUGGCAUUAAGAGCAUUACAAAUAUAUUUUUAGUAGUAACAAACAAUCUCCUUUCACCAUGUACUUCUGCUAGAUAUGGAAUGAAGAAUGUAGGUACCUUUCUUCAGAUGUUAUUGAUGCUGCUGAUUUCUGUUUGUACUUACCAUCAAAUACUUGCUGGAUUUUUACAUAUCCAAAGCUACGGUCUGUGAAUGUGUAAACAUAAACUUACUUUGGAAUUGUUAUGGUGACUUUACAAAUUUCAGAGUAGUAGCUGUGACUAGUAAAAGAGUUUUGUAUAUGGGCAAAUAUUUAAUUUGCUCUGGCUUUUGCCUAUGUUUCUACAUGAAAGUCCUUUUAGGGAACAAAACAUUAAGCACUCAUAAGCAUAGCUGUGAGUGAAAUAGGACCAAAUUUUGUGGCUGAGUAUAUAAAUCUCAGGAUGGUGGAGUUCAGUAGAGUACGUGUUCUACUGUUUAUUAUAUUAAUUUAUUAUAAUAAUGCAGUUUAUUAUAUAUCCAGGGGCCCUCAGAAGCUGAAAAUAACAAUAAACGUGUUGUUUAAUUAUAGUCAUAUUAAAGAAAAAAUUUUUGAAUUGUAGAGUGAGUUUUUUAUGUGAUGGAGCAGUGGUCUCAUCACAGUUAUAAGUCAUGUUCAUUGGCUUUCUUGAACCAGCAUAAUCUGUUGUGAGAAUUCUAUGUUUUCUGCAUUAAACUUCCUAAAAUGCUAGCAAUUUUAGCAUUGUACGGGGCAUGGAGCACACUAGGUUGACACUCUGUAUGUCGAAGUAGAAGGAUUUAGCUAGGGUGGUCUUACAUGGAUCUGAGGACAUUUGGAAACUUAAGAGUUUAGGCAACUAUAAUGAACAUGUUUACAAUUUAACACCUGUCAUAGCCACACUUAUUUUAAGUGUUGCAGAAAUAAACCAGUCUUCUACUUAUCUAUUCAAAGUUCAAGUCAAAUUGCAUGGAAGAUACAUCUUGCAGCCAAUAUUAAAGGAUGUCUGACAAUGAUCUCGUUCUUGUGUUGAUUAUAUGGUUCAUAAAAGAGCAAAUCUAUUUAGAAAAGUUGUUCAAGUGUAACUAAAAGCAUAAUUUUCCACCUCCAGUGCCUAAAUCCCUUACUCUUGUUGCAUGGAGUACCAUGGCUCAGCCCAGAGAUGAGUGUGUUCCUGUGAUCCCUGUAGGUACAGCUGCACCAGCACAAACCAUUCUUGCAAGCAGGAGUUGAUUUUGCUACAUUAGCCACAAGCAUCUGAAAGCUGUAACUGCAGCAGAUCCUUGCACUGGAUAGAUUAAUAACCUAAUCUACCAAGUUUUAUUUCUUUUUUUUUGGUUAAGUUUAUUUGUAAUACCCUGUAGAGUCCCUAGUAUCAAUCAGGGCCCAUCGGUCCUUUGAACUCUUGGACCUGAGUUGGCAAUAAAUUUGUUUUGCACUAUUUUUGAUAUUGAUCCAUCUAGCUGAUUAGGCAGCAGCAAUGACAGGCUCAGUAAUUGUGUCAAAUGGGUAAAGCAUUCCUGAUUUCAGGAAGGUUGCCACAAAGAGACUAAGUAGAAUUGAAAGUUAACUGAAGAAGGCAGGAGCCUUGGGGAGUUUCAAGUAUAACUUCCUGCCCAAAGUAGGGCCAGCUCAAAGCUCAGACCAGCUUAGUCCAUGCUUUAUCCAGAUAAGUCUUGAAAAACUGAACAUACGGAGCCCUUCACAACUUUUUGAGGCAACUUGUUCCACUGCUUGCCUGCAUUAAUGAUGGAAAUUUUUUUCCUUCUAUCCUGGUUGGCCCUGUUUUGUGUCAACACCCUUCCUCUCGCUGGUAGAGCCUGGCUGUCAUCCUGAUGGCCUCCUCAUCCGUGUGGUCCCGCUGCUCACAGCAGUUCCUUGAAGCCCUGUCUUUUCCAAGCUGAAGGAGCCCAGUUCUCUCCCUCUGUUGCUGUCGUGUAACAAUACAUGUUACAUUACAAGGGUGGUGGUCACCAGACUCCCAAGUGCUACAUCCAGAAAGAAAGUUACAAAUGAAGAUUAUGUAAAGCAGCUAGAGGUGGAAGACCACCAAAAUCCGUAAUAGCAAAGGACACUUAAAAAAAUUGUCUGUGGGACAAUACUAACAAUACUAACUUCACUGGCCAAGUUGUCCUUUUCCUCCUUGCUAAUGUAACCUUGGAUUUGUCAUGUUGAAGGCAAAUGCAGCCUAUAAUGUGUCCUUAAAUGUGCAUGUAGAUUUGCCAUCUUCCCUACAGCCUUUUCUAAAUGUGUAACUUGGUAUAUCCUCACCUUGUGCUUAAAAAAUCUGUACAAAGGGCAAUGAGUUAACACUGCAUUUUUAGGUUUGAAAGUCUAAUGUAAGUCCCUUUAAAUCCUUCCCCAUUAGAGCUUGACUCUGCUUUCACAUGUUUAUACUUGCAUAACUCUACUGGAAUAUUUUUUGAUUCAGGUUAAAUUGCAGUAAUUUUCAACAAAUGUUGGCAAGCACUGGGUGAAGUGGGAGAAGAACAUCAUGUAUGCGCUUACCACUUCAUAUUUCUGUAUUGUUUGGACGUUGUUACUGUUGUAAACUGUUGGGUGAGCACUGCAGAAUAUUGUUCAGAAGAUUAAAGUUUUGAAGACAUCUGUUUGGAUACUUCUGGAAACUUGUUAAAUUACGUAAGCAUGUACAUCUGA